Drosophila subpulchrella is the source of this 1145-nucleotide messenger RNA. RefSeq lists its product as uncharacterized. The record is from RefSeq and is a predicted model, not a curated record. NCBI's taxonomy places the organism in Eukaryota, Metazoa, Arthropoda, Insecta, Diptera, Drosophilidae. Bases 118 to 957 code for a protein of 279 amino acids. The transcript has 2 exons.
UUUUUCCUUUCUCGUGAUUGAAAAAGGUCUGAUACAGAAAACUCGGUUCGGGCUCAAAAUGAAUCCACAAGUGACGUCGACUACUACCGAGUCAAAGCCCAAUCUAUUUUGCGGCAAAUGAGCUCGAUGAAAUGUUAUUUAAACGCUGAUGCGGUUAAUCAGUUUGACGAAGCUGAUUUGCUGGCGCGAAUGGAAUGGAUCAAUUCCUUAAACCAGGCAUUUGAUUCUGCGCAGACAUCGUUGGAAAGACUGGAUUUUGCAGAGAUCUCAAGCGACCAUCGGAUUGAAUAUGCUGAAGUCUUCAUGGAUGUGAAGGCGAAACUAAACCGAGGCUUGGCGGCUCAUCGCAAGUCACAAUUGCCGGCUUCAACCGCUGCAAAUUCAACAUCUAUUGACAUCACUAAUAAUGCGGAUCUUUCUUUUCGAUCUAGGAAGCCUCGAUUGUCAAAUUUGGAAAUUGCUCGUUUUCAUGGGUCCUACUCUGAGUGGCCGUAUUUUCUUGCGACUUUCACUACGGUAAUCGGAAAUGAUGAUGAGCUAAGCGACAUUGAAAAAUUACAAUAUUUGCGUUCGAGUUUGGGCGGCGUGGCUCUGGAAACCAUACGCUCGCUCGAACCCUCGAAUGCGAAUUUUAAAAAGGCUAUGAAUUUGCUGGUUAAUCGAUUUGAUAAUAAAGUUUUACACUUUCAGGCACAUGUACAGGCAAUAUUCGGUUUAAAGGGUGUCGAGAAGGGAUCUUCGAAGGGUUUUCGGGAGCUGGGCGAUUGCAUGAAUUCGCAUCUGCGAGCAAUUCGAACCCUGGCCAAUACGCAACAAAUUUUGGAUGGACUUUUAAUUCACAUCGUCACUCGGAAACUGGAUCAGAGGACGCGGGAAAAAUGGGAAGAGGAUUUGUCAAUCACUGAGCUGUCUACCUGGGAUGCUAUGGAAUCGUUUUUGGAAAAGAGAAAAUGCUGAAAGCCUUGAGGUGCUAACACCGGCGCAUUUCCUGAAGGGUUCCAGCUACACUAAGUUUCCUGAGCCUGGCAUUACUCAUCUCCGCGAAGACCGCCUCAGCAGAUGGCAGCGGGUUACCCAGAUGCAGCAACAUUUCUGGAAAAGGUGGAGCAGCGAGUAUUUGUCCCUACUUUAAGAGAGGAGCAAGU